Messenger RNA from Vollenhovia emeryi, 1679 nucleotides. It is a transcript of the gene Vha26, whose product is annotated as V-type proton ATPase subunit E. The record is from RefSeq and is a predicted model, not a curated record. Gene Ontology annotation, molecular function: proton-transporting ATPase activity, rotational mechanism. Gene Ontology annotation, cellular component: proton-transporting two-sector ATPase complex, catalytic domain. Bases 145 to 825 code for a protein of 226 amino acids. The transcript is spliced from 5 exons. Lineage: Eukaryota; Metazoa; Arthropoda; Insecta; Hymenoptera; Formicidae. Gene Ontology annotation, biological process: proton transmembrane transport.
UCAUAUGACCGACGUUACGCCGAGCAUCAGACGUGCUGCCCUAGGCGUUGACUCGACGACUCCUCUGCACCGCGCCUCGUGAUCCCGUGCCCUCGCGGAGCCCCGCCGAGCAUCUUCAGGGAAGAGAACCGACCAGACGACACCAUGGCUCUCAGCGACGCGGACGUCCAGAAGCAGAUCAAGCAUAUGAUGGCCUUCAUAGAACAAGAGGCCAAUGAGAAGGCAGAGGAGAUAGAUGCCAAGGCGGAAGAAGAAUUUAAUAUUGAGAAGGGCCGCCUGGUACAGCAACAGCGCCUCAAGAUCAUGGAAUAUUACGAGAAAAAGGAGAAGCAAGUUGAGCUGCAAAAGAAGAUACAAUCCUCAAACAUGCUCAACCAAGCACGAUUGAAGGCUCUAAAAGUGCGUGAAGAUCAUGUACGCAAUGUCCUUGACGAGGCUAGAAAGAGAUUAGGUGAGGUAACCCAGAAUCCCGCGCAAUAUAGAGAAAUUCUUCAGCUGCUCAUCAUCCAGGGGCUUUAUCAACUAACGGAGCCAAGCAUUACUCUUCGUAUUCGUCAAGUCGAUAUACCUCUCGUGGAGUCCAUCAUCGACCACGUUCAGCAGGAGUAUAAGCAGAAAACUAAGAAGGAGGUUAUCUUUAAGAUCGAUACCGAUAAUUUCUUACCCUUCGAAAGCUGCGGAGGUGUGGAGCUAUUAGCAUCCAGAGGGCGCAUAAAAAUUAGCAAUACUCUGGAGACCAGAUUAGAGCUGAUAGCGCAACAGUUGAUACCCGAGAUCCGUUCCGCACUGUUCGGACACAAUACAAAUCGCAAAUUUAACGAUUAAGUUUUUCUCGACAAUUUAUUGACUCUCCAAAACAUUCCUUUUAACAGCAAAUUACUACCGCAUUAUCAUGUAUUAUAGAAUAAAAUUAGCACACGACACGCCUUUUGUCGAGACUCAUGUCUAAUAUUUUCAAUGAAAGUAACUGAUGAAUUGCCGUGCAAUAUUUAACGUUGAAAGAGUCGCAAGCAAACUGUACAUUGUUCUUCGCAAAUGCCCUUUUAUUCUGCCGUCUUUUGUUCUAUCCUCUAGCCUUCUGACAGAUGACAGAACCAUGAACAUAAAGUGUAUAGCGAUCAAAUACUUGAUAUACUAACAUAUUCGAUGUCAACUUAAAAUUGCCGUUAAAAUUGGUGUUCAUAAACGAGACAAAGUGUACUUUCUCAGGUUCGGGAUGUUAACGCGGAUGAAUUGUAUAAUUAACAAUUAAUGUUCUUGACUGCUUAUGUUAAAAAGAAUAGCCACUGCAAUUGAAUGUAGUACAGUCAAUAUAUUGUGCAGAAUCGUAAUAAACAAUAAUUAUUGGGAGCGCUUUAUAUGUAUAUAACGCACUUAUAUACCUAUAGAGCAUAUCAAUAUGUUAUGUACAUUAUGUAUAAUAUAAUAAUGUAUUACAAUAUAUAUAAAUAUAUGAUUCGUUGUUGUUGUAAAAAUACCUUUUGGAGGAAUUAAGUUCUAACACCAUAUUACAUAACGUUAUAUAAUACUGUUACUGUAAUUUAAGAUGGCAUGCAGCAAUUAACUCGAUUCGAACACGUAUUCUUGUAAGACUAAUAAGUAGUAACAAAUAUCACGCUCCCUAUUAUACAUAGAAACAAAGUUGCAGCACGAAUAAAGUAUUUUAAAAUCUGUUUAAA